Molecule: messenger RNA, 1416 nt
Organism: Anthostomella pinea
Lineage: Eukaryota; Fungi; Ascomycota; Sordariomycetes; Xylariales; Xylariaceae
Source: the annotation of a GenBank genome assembly
AUGCUGUUCCUUUUUGCUGCUGCCCUGCUCAACUUCAGCCUAGCCUCUUGCACGCCAACGACUUCCAUCACGCCCGUUUGCACCAAGUACAAGGCACAGAUCCAGCAACAGCUCUCGUCGGGUUCGACGGUGCAAUGCAGUGGGAACAACACGCGUUGGAGCGAGUACGCGGCACCGGAGCCCGGUGCCAUUGUUACAGUCGCUAGCGAGGACGAUGUCGCCAAGUCCGUAGCAUUCGCCAGCCAGCAGAACAUCCCUUUCCUCAUCCAGAGUGGUGCCAAUGGUUGGGCAGACACAUUCACGCUCAGCGGAAACGGCUUCAUCAUCGACAUAUCCCAGCUCAAGCAGAUCACCUUCAACGCCGAUAACACCCAAGUGAGCUUUCAAGCCGGCGUCACGAACGCCGAUAUGGUCGAAGCGGCGUGGAACAACAAUGCGCGCGCCUGGGUUGCCACAUGCAACUGUGUCAGUGUUCUGGGUGCCACUCUUGGCGGAGGAUUGGGAAGACUGCAAGGGCUCUACGGACUGGGUCUCGACCAGCUUCUCUCGGUCAACUAUGUGGACGGCGACGGCAACAAAAAGACUGUCACCAAGGAUAGCGAUGCGGACUUGUGGUGGGCUCUGAAGGGAGCCGGUCCCAACUUUGGCAUCGUGACGUCGGUUGUGGCCAACGCCUGGCCUAUUCCCCAGGCCGACAACACUGCAUGGACUGGUUCUCUCAUAUUCGACGAGUCGCAGAUUGAGGAUCUCAUCAGUGCUGUCAACGACAUCACUCUCGAGCCGGAGAUGCAGAUGGAUAUUUACUUCACCGGUCUCAUGGUCAUCGCGCUACCAUUCUACCUCGGCAGCGAGGAAGAGGGCAGAGAGAAGUUUGCAUCCAUCCUUGCCGUCGGACCUACGGUGGAUGCCACACAGGUUACCCCUUACAACACUUGGAACGCUGCAGGCGACGCCUUCUGCCUCGACGGUGGCCGCAAACCGUCCUACACCACUGGCCUGAAAACCAUGGACCCUACGGCGUGGCGCAAGGUCUGGAACGACUACAGUGCGUUCGUCACGGACCACCCAGAAGCUGGUAACACCACGGUGCUCUCCGAGUGUUACUCAACCAUGAAAGUCGAGGCAAUCGGCAGCUUCCAGUCGUCGUACCCGUUUCGCGACGUCAAGUGCUACAGCAUUGCCAUCCCAUGGUAUCCAGACUCGAGCCUUGAUGCAGAAGGCAUUGCGUUCGGACAGAACGUCAGGAGCUACUGGGCCGCCUCGGCUGGGACCGAUAGCCCAGCCAACUACAUAAACUUUGCCCAUGGCGAUGAACCACUGAGCAACAUUUACGGCAGUAGCUUGUCCAAGCUCCAGCAGCUGAAGCAGAAGUACGACCCCAAGAAGCGCUUUAACCAAUGGUUCCCUCUGUCGUAA